Molecule: messenger RNA, 4125 nt
Organism: Paramisgurnus dabryanus
Lineage: Eukaryota; Metazoa; Chordata; Actinopteri; Cypriniformes; Cobitidae
Gene: aco1
Product: aconitase 1, soluble
Source: RefSeq, a predicted model, not a curated record
GUGUACGGUAAUAAGACGUCAACGCUGUUCCUUCGGAGUUCAACACAAGCGUAUAGUGACAGCGGGAUUAAUCGACUCUUUCAUUACAAGGAUCAGUUUCACUUUAAGUUAUGACGAACCCUUACGCACACAUUAUUGAACCUCUGGACCCCCAGAAGCCUGACCACAAGUUUUUCAACCUUAAAAAGCUUGGAGACCCAAGAUAUGACCACCUUCCCUUCUCCAUCCGUGUGUUGCUGGAGUCUGCAGUGAGGAACUGUGAUCAAUUCCUGGUGAAGGAGGAGGAUGUGGAGAACAUUCUCAACUGGAAGGUGACACAGAAUCAGACCGUGGAGGUGCCAUUCAGACCAGCUCGUGUCAUCCUGCAAGACUUCACAGGGGUUCCUGCGGUGGUGGACUUUGCAGCGAUGCGUGAUGCAGUGAAGAAAUUACAGGGUGACCCAGAGAGGAUUAAUCCUGUUUGUCCAGCAGACCUUGUCAUAGAUCAUUCAAUUCAGGUUGAUUUCAACAGGAAGUCUGACAGCCUUCAUAAAAACCAAGAACUUGAAUUUGAAAGAAACCGAGAACGGUUUGAGUUCUUAAAGUGGGGUUCUAAAGCAUUCCAGAACAUGCGGAUCAUUCCACCGGGAUCAGGAAUAGUACAUCAGGUCAAUCUGGAAUACCUGGCCAGGGUUGUGUUUGAUCAGAAUGGUUACUAUUACCCAGACAGUCUGGUGGGCACAGACUCUCACACAACAAUGAUCGAUGGGUUGGGAGUGCUGGGCUGGGGUGUGGGAGGUAUUGAGGCAGAGGCCGUCAUGUUGGGUCAACCUAUCAGCAUGGUGCUGCCAGAGGUCAUUGGCUACAAAUUACAGGGGUCUCCCAACAAAUAUAUAACUUCUACUGACAUAGUGCUUACUGUCACCAAGCAUUUGCGGCAAGUCGGUGUGGUAGGGAAGUUUGUGGAGUUCUUCGGUCCAGGCGUUGCCCAGCUGUCAAUCGCAGAUCGUGCCACCAUUGCAAACAUGUGCCCCGAGUAUGGAGCUACUGCUGCCUUCUUCCCUGUAGACGAAAUCAGUGUUCAGUAUCUGAAGCAGACAGGGAGGGAUUCAGAGAAGCUGCAUUACAUUGCUCAAUAUCUGAAGGCAGUGGGUAUGUUCAGAGAAUACAGUAACACAGCACAAGAUCCACAUUUUACACAGGUUGUGGAGUUGGACCUCAGUACGGUUGUUCCGUGCUGCAGUGGUCCCAAACGUCCCCACGACAAAGUGGCCGUAUCAGACAUGAAGCAGGACUUUAUCACCUGUUUAGGGGCCAAGCAAGGCUUUAAAGGAUUCCAGGUGGCUCCGGAGCGACAUGAUGUUACCGUACCGUUCAAGUUCAACGAGGCUGAGUAUUCGCUCUCACACGGAUCUGUGGUCAUCGCAGCUAUCACAAGCUGCACCAACACCAGUAACCCCUCAGUGAUGUUGGGAGCAGGUCUUUUGGCAAAGAAAGCCGUUGAGUGUGGUCUUACAGUCAAGCCGUACAUAAAGACAAGUCUGUCUCCUGGUAGCGGUGUGGUCACCUACUACCUUAAAGAGAGCGGAGUUAUGGACUUCCUCAUUCGAUUAGGUUUUGAGGUUGUUGGUUAUGGCUGUAUGACCUGUAUUGGAAACAGUGGACCUCUUCCAGAGCCGGUUGUGGAGGCGAUAACUCAAGGUGAUUUAGUUGCGGCUGGUGUCCUCUCUGGAAACAGAAACUUCGAGGGCCGCGUCCAUCCCAACACACGCGCCAAUUACCUGACAUCUCCCCCGCUGGUCAUUGCCUAUGCUAUUGCCGGCACAGUGAGGAUAGAUUUAGAAAAGGAGCCUUUAGCGGUGAAUGCCGAUGGAAAGGAGAUUUUCCUAAGAGACAUCUGGCCCACACGGGAGGAAAUCCAGGAGGUGGAGAAACAGUUUGUCAUUCCUGCCAUGUUUAAGGAGGUCUAUGAGAAAGUGGAGAAAGUGAACGAACGCUGGAACUCCCUAAAAGCUCCUUUAGACAAGCUGUACACCUGGGAUCCUAAAUCCACCUACAUAAAGUCUCCACCUUUCUUUGAUGGGCUGACCCAGAAACUUGAACCUCCAAAGUCCAUAACAGAUGCAUAUGUGCUGCUCAAUUUGGGAGAUUCAGUAACCACAGACCACAUUUCACCUGCCGGAAACAUUGCACGCAACAGUCCUGCAGCACGCUACUUAAAUGACCGCGGACUCACUGCGAGAGAGUUUAACUCAUAUGGCUCUCGUCGAGGCAACGACGCAGUCAUGGCACGCGGCACAUUCGCCAACAUCCGCCUCUUUAACAAGUUCCUAAACAAGCAGGCACCCUGUACAAUCUACCUGCCUACAGGAGAAACGAUGGAUGUGUUCGAUGCAGCAGAAAAAUAUCAGCAGGCUGGACAUCCUCUUAUGGUCCUGGCAGGUAAAGAAUAUGGAUCCGGCAGCUCCAGGGAUUGGGCUGCUAAAGGACCUUUCCUGCUGGGCAUCAAAGCUGUCCUAGCUGAGAGUUAUGAGCGUAUUCACCGUAGUAAUCUGGUGGGCAUGGGCAUCAUUCCUCUGGAGUACCUGCCGGGCGACACAGCGGAAAGCCUCGGGCUCACUGGCCGUGAGCGAUACUCCGUGAUCAUUCCCUCUGAGAUUACUCCCAGAAUGACUGUCAAUAUUCAGCUCGACACAGGCAAAACAUUUCAGGCUAAGAUGAGGUUCGACACAGAUGUGGAGCUCACUUACUUCCAUCACGGUGGCAUCCUAAACUACAUGAUUCGCACAAUGUCUGCAAAUUAAAAUAAACUAUAUUAGUUCAGGAAGCGCACAUAUCCGCUGUCUGGGUACUUCAUUUGUACUGUCCAGUUUUUUUUUAAGAACUAACUUUGAUUUUGGUGUUAUCUACAGUGGCUGUAUUUCUUUAAUGAGAUUUUCUAGAUAUCUAAAAGCAUUAGAUAUUGGGAAUGAGAGACCUUCUUUGUUCUAACCCCUACCUCAGCACUACCAAACUGUCUGCAUCCAUUUUUUAAAUGACCUGUAGUUACAGUAUAUUAAUAUAGUAAUUAAACUGAUUCUUUAUGACUAUUAAUAUUACCUGUCUAAAAAAAUGGGGCUGCCAACCAUUCUGUGUGUCUUUUAUAAUAGUAUAAAUCUUGCAAAGUGAAAAAAAUCAGAUAUAAAGAUGUUUUAUGAUUCUGUUUCUUUUCUUUAAAAAUAGUUAAACAGUAGUUAUUACUUAAAAACUUCAUAUAGACUGAAAUGCUAGAAAUUUAUUACCCUUGAUGACUGACUCAGAGGAAUUAUCAAUUGUAAAAUAUGAACUUCAUUUUUUAAUUAAAAUACAGCAUACUGUAGAUCCUAUACAUUUGAAAGUGCCUACAUUUUCCUAUAGAUGCUGAAGAAAGUACAGGUACAGUACUGUGCAAAAGUCUUAGGCCACCAUGCCACAAUUCGAUUAGUUGUUUUUGCAAUUGUAUAGUGAUCAUAUAUAAUUAUUUCUCAGUCUCUUAAAUAGAAUACAUCCAGAAAAUACAGGAAAUGUGUGUAUAUAGUAUUAAAAACUGUAUAAAAAUGUAAACAGAUGUGUCAAGUUUUUAGUGUAAACUCCUCUUCCACUUGAGCAAUAGCAGGAAACUGCAGGAUCUCUUAAACCUAAAUCAAAUUAAAUCCUAAUUUCUAAUUUUAAAGAAAUUAGUGUUUUUACCUUAUUCUGCUCAAAAACACUCACAGACGAUGCCUAAAAAAGACAUUUAGUCCUGAAAUUUUUUGUACAUAUUUCCUUUAUUUUCUGUCUGUAUCUUAGUAAAAUAGAUUGAAAAAUAAAUAUCGAUGGACAUUAAAACUUCUAAAACAACAAGUCUGGUGGUGGUGGCCUACUUCUGCACAGUACUGUAUGUGCAAUUCUUUAUUUCUUGUGUGUUCAUAAAACAGUUGCAUUCCUGUGUAUUUUCUAGUAAAAGAAAGCUAAAUUUAUCCAAAGCUGAUUUCACACCUUAUCAGCCCGUCCUUUGUAAUUCUUGGAGUAAGGUGUGACUCUGUUGAAAUGAACACAGUGUGAGAUGUUGCUAUUUGCUGUAUCAAAUGCAUACGAGAAAAUUUCACAAAAUUGUAUUUUAAAUAAACCCAUUAUGAUUUCAUUAAA